Hirsutella rhossiliensis is the source of this 1218-nucleotide messenger RNA. Its product is annotated as lactonase, 7-bladed beta-propeller domain-containing protein. Gene Ontology annotation, molecular function: protein binding; 6-phosphogluconolactonase activity. The record is from RefSeq and is a predicted model, not a curated record. The coding region runs from base 1 to 1218 and encodes 405 amino acids. The transcript is spliced from 3 exons. Lineage: Eukaryota; Fungi; Ascomycota; Sordariomycetes; Hypocreales; Ophiocordycipitaceae.
AUGCCAGGCUCUUUCCGCCAACCGUCCGUCGUCGUGGAAAAGUUGUGCAAGGGCACCGUCGCCCACGCGGCCGUCGGCGGCAGCUUCCUCUACGUCUCGUCGUACUGCGGCAAACUGACGACGCUCGACGUGAGCCCUCUCCACUCAUGGCGCGCCGGUGGCGGAAAUGCGGCGCCGGUCCGUCUCAAGACGGUCUCGUCAACCAAUGCAGGCGGCAACCCGUCGUUCCUGACCAUCGACAAGGCCAGGUCGACGCUGUUUUGCCUUGACGAGGGCCUCGAGUCGCUGACCGGCGCGCUGGCCUCUUUCAAGAUGAAGCCCGACGGGUCACUGGCCCUGCUCGACAAGAAGCCUACGCCCAAGAGACCCGUCUUCGGAGCCUUGUACAACCAUGGCAAGUGUCUUGGCGUUGCUCACUACGGCGACGAGGCCAUGACGACGUGGAACGUGUGGGAUCCCCACAACAUGUCGGUGAUGCAGACGGAAAAGUACAAGCCCGGCACGACGGGCUCUGGCGUGGCCCCGCAGGACGCGCCGAGGCCUCACCAGGUUCUGUUUGACCCGACGGGCCAGUUCGCCGUCGUUCCGGACCUGGGCAGCGACCAGGUGCGCAUCUACAGGGUCCCGGGCGGCGGCAAGCCCAAGCUGAGGCGGUCGGGCGUGGCCCGGGUCGAGACGGGGAGCGGCCCGCGGCACGCUGCCUUUGCCGUCGCGCGGGGCAAGACGUACAUGUACCUCCUGACGGAGCUGUCGAACCAGAUUAUCGGAUUCAAGGUGCACUAUCGCUUCGGCCUCAUGAAUUUACAAAAGAUGUUCACCACUGGCAUUCAUGGCAAGAGGCCGACGCCCGAGGGGGCCUUUGCCUCGGAGAUUGCCGUCACGCCGGACAAUAAGUCCGUGAUUGUGUCGUCGCGCAACGAAAACAGCGUCGAGAUGGCCAGGGCGGACGGCAUCAAGGUCCAGGCGGAUCCGCUCAUCCACUUCUCCAUCAACAGCGGCAACGGCCAUCUGACGGUUGGGGAAGAGGUGUCUUGCGGCGGCAGCGGCCCGCGGCAGUUUUGCAUCAACAAGGCUGGGACGCUGCUGGCCGUGGCGCUGCAAACGGAGGGACGGGUGGCGGUGAUGGGGCGGGACCUUGACGCGGCCGGGCUGGCGUUGACGCCGGUGGGGAUUGCCGACGUCGGGGGAGAGGUGACGUCGGUCGUCUUUGACGAGUGA